Molecule: messenger RNA, 2278 nt
Organism: Macrosteles quadrilineatus (aster leafhopper)
Lineage: Eukaryota; Metazoa; Arthropoda; Insecta; Hemiptera; Cicadellidae
Product: H/ACA ribonucleoprotein complex non-core subunit NAF1-like
Exons: 2
Coding region: 70-2190 (706 amino acids)
Source: RefSeq, a predicted model, not a curated record
AAGUGGUGUUGUCAGUUGUAAAUUGUGAGUGGAGAUUCGUGAUGAUAAGGGUUUGCAGGAGCCCUGCAGAUGUCCUCUGUGUGUUUUCCCGUCUCUCUCGGACUCAUUCUCUCUGUUAAUCUUAUCCUGAAAGAAUCGAGUGGACUACCGAUACCGACGACUCCGCUGCCUCUCCCUCCAGGCCGCUUUCUGCCGCAACCCUUUGACAAAGAUGGCUAUGACUACCCUGGGAAGAAAUACCCUCGUAACUGGGGCCCACCUCCACCAGAACUCUACAACCCCAACAAUUUCAAGGAACAAGAUCCCCGGAGUAUGAUAGAACCUAGUAAUGUACAACCAGACUUUGGAAACAAUUACUAUAAUAAUAACUAUGAGCCAGAGGGAUACUACCCUGAAGAGGACUACUACAUCGAAGACGAAGAGACAAAUUAUGACUCGAUGUACUCGGGAGAGAAUAGUUAUGAAUCGUCUCAGAUGAACUACGCUGUAGAAUCUAACAACAUCUACGGUAAUCCGUAUGUAAAUACAGGUUAUCAAAUGUACAUGGGAAAUGAUUUCAACAAUCCUGAAUUAGAGUACGAGUUAGAACUGGAAGUAGAAGCUGAACUAGAGUUGGCUUCUGAUGAAGAUGAUGACUAUUCUGAUGAUGACAUGAGUGAUGUGGUUUCUUUGAUGACUCCUCCCACUCAGCCACCCCCACCUCCACCUAUGCCUCCCAGUAGUGGCUGGAGCAUCCAGAAACCUCUACUACCUCCUCCGCCUCCACCUCCAUUGACUCAGAAGCCACUCCCUCCACCCAUGCAGCAGCAAAUACAGCAGAUGCAGCAACAAGCAAAGCAAAUGGCAGCUGCUUCUCAGAUGGCAGCUAACUCUCUUAUGAGUGACAAUGACUCUGGUGAGAGUGAAAUUAAAUCUAAAUCGAGAGAAAGAGUCUCAAAACCUACCAGGAGUACUUCAGGUCCUUCAGUGAAACCUAUUAAAGAUAUAAAACCAGUAAUAGAGGAACCAGUUGUUGAACCACCUCGUGAGAUAGAAUUGUUUUCGAGAACCACGACUAUAACUAAAACAACCACUUGGUAUAUCAAUAGUGACAAUGAAAUUGUGGUGUCUGAAGAGAUUGACAUAAAACCCAGUCCAUUGAAGGGGAAGUAUGUAAAGACGAGUAAAACGACAACAUCGGGACCUGUACCAUGGUACUUACAAGGAUUUGAGGAUGUUAUAUUUGAGGAAGAAAAUGGUAAGAGUAAGACAAUACUCGAUAAAAUGUCAUAUUUAAAAAAUAUGAACCCCACAUCCAUUACAUCUUAUACAACAGCACCGAACCCGUGGUCUACAGAAGUCCACGAAGAAGUAGUCUUUGAAGAAGUCCCUGAAAAAGAAAAGAAAGAUAAUCAACGUAACGAACCGGACAUGAAAGGACAUUACUCCCACGCUUCACCCCUCGAACAUAUUGUCGACUACCUACCGAGAAGUCAACUAGUCCCCGAAGAAGUUGUUGAGGUUAUUGAGAAAGUUUUAAAUGAUAUCAAGGAAGAAGAGAUUAUAUUGGAAGAAAUUAUGGAGGAAGAAAUAAUUGAAUUGGUUCCAUCAUUCCAAUUGCCUACUCAGCCUCCCAAGCAAUACCUUUACCCCCAACAGUCCCAAGAAGAUAUGUUUAUUCCCGAUUAUCGAGAUUAUAACUCCAUGGGGCCAGACUUUCGAGAUUUUAAUUCAAUGAACACAAACCAGAUAACAACACCAAAGUCACUAGUUCCUCCUCCUCCACCUCCUCCCCCUCCUCCACCUUCACCUUCAGCUCCUCCGGUGGUUGAUGGUGGCUUUACUCCUCAACCCAACUAUCCUAGAGACCCUUACCAAGCACCACCCACUCCAGCACCCACUACACCUCAUCCAACACAAGCGUUUUCCAACCACCCCCAACAAACUAACAGUCAUACCCAGCAACCGACUAGAGAACAACACCCUGCAAACAACAGAGAUAUCCAACAGCCUCGGCAGUCCAUGGAGCAGUCGCAGGAGCAAGUGCCUAGACUUCAACAACAACAACAACAACAGCGGGGAGAUGUAGAAAGCCAAAGAAAGGCUCAAAUAGAAGCCAAGCGACAGUUGUACCAGAGUAGACAACAACAGCAACAGCAACUUCAACAACAGUACUCAAACAGAUCCAAUAGACCUUCAAGAGAUCUAUAGAGAGUUUCUUAACAUCAAAUCAAAUGUUAUACUGUACUUUGGUUAUGACCUAAUAUAGUAUGUAAUAUAGUUCCAUUUAUAAUCCUCA